CUCCUCUGGGCUCGAGAAACAACCCUUAUUAUCGCGCUUUUGUGAAUCGUAUCAUGGCCUUUCAAUUAAUCAAACAUAUAUUCAACUUUUUCUAUCCCAACGAGACAGAGAAUCAAAAUGAUCCAGAUCGGCCGGGUCCGCUGCCGAGUUUUGGGGACCUCAUACCCUGCUAUGACCGUUCAGGCAAUGUAAUAGCUUAUCUUCCGGCCUCCGUGCAGACCACUCAGCCAUCACAUGACCCUGCACACUCCGUCCCAAAUCCACCACCCCUCCCUCAACACAUGAAACACCACUCACAGGAGUUAUUCGAACUCUGCACGGACACAAAGUCUAUACCACGCCUGCGUGCCCGAAGUGUUAGUCCCUCUGCAGCCCGAACAAAUCAACGCCGUGGUCCGGAUCAAUCUUCCAAUUCCCUACGUCCCAAAUCUGGCGGUGGAGAUGAGUUAUGGGACCCAUGGCCGGACGGUGACUUUGAAAGGUUAUUAACAUGGGAGGAGGUAUUAAGAACUGACAAUCUUAGUGAACAUUGGGCUUGUCAGCCAGGAGGAGGAGACAAGAGGGGGUCAGAGUCAGCACUUGUGUGGUCGCAAGGUAAAAAGACGAGACGUGUUUGCCUGGGUGUCAUUACUUGCGAUGAACCUACCUGUGAGGUAGUCACACGUCCGCAGACCCGCCGGGCUGGUAUCAUGGGACAACUCAAUGCAUCGUGCCUUUGUGGUAGUCAGCUCAAGCACAUCGACUGCGGUGUCACAUCGAUCACCUCCUGGUGA
Messenger RNA from Suillus fuscotomentosus, 773 nucleotides. RefSeq lists its product as uncharacterized. The record is from RefSeq and is a predicted model, not a curated record. The transcript has 3 exons. Lineage: Eukaryota; Fungi; Basidiomycota; Agaricomycetes; Boletales; Suillaceae. The coding region runs from base 54 to 773 and encodes 239 amino acids.